Messenger RNA from Tigriopus californicus, 1359 nucleotides. RefSeq names its product ribose-5-phosphate isomerase-like (gene Rpi). The transcript has 4 exons. The coding region runs from base 204 to 1232 and encodes 342 amino acids. Gene Ontology annotation, molecular function: ribose-5-phosphate isomerase activity. The record is from RefSeq and is a predicted model, not a curated record. Gene Ontology annotation, biological process: pentose-phosphate shunt, non-oxidative branch; D-ribose metabolic process. NCBI's taxonomy places the organism in Eukaryota, Metazoa, Arthropoda, Copepoda, Harpacticoida, Harpacticidae. Gene Ontology annotation, cellular component: intracellular membrane-bounded organelle.
GCCUGCCUGCAGUCCUGCAUGGACAUGUAGCUACAUACAUGUAGCAUACGUGCGAUACGUGCGAUACGUACGAUACGUACGCACGCACGCACGCACGCACGCACGCACGCAGGUUCAAGUGAAUUCAAGAGAAUUCAAUAAAGCCAUCAAGCGUGAAACCGAAACCACGCAGACACGACCGAUUGGCUCAUCCACGGAACUGAAUGGGGUUGGGCCUAGGGGCCCGCCUAGCCCGCCUAGCCCACCUGGCUCGCCUAGCUCGCCUAGCUCGCCGGGUCCGUCCUCACUGUCCAAGAGCCAGACGCCAUCCCUCCGUGGGUUCAGUCCUGGUUUACCAUCACACCAGUGGGGUCCAACUGCCCGUAACAUUACCCGUUACUUUCCACACUCGAUCGGGUUGGACUGAGUUCACGCCUCGAUUCUACGGCCAGCCUUCCACGCUCUCGAGAAUCAUGUCCUCAGGUACCGCCCAGCCAUUAUCCCCGGUGGAAGCGGCCAAGCGCGAUGCGGCUUAUGCGGCCAUUGACCGCCAUGUCCGGCCCGACAUGCAAAUGGUGGGCAUCGGGAGUGGCUCCACCAUCGUCUACGGCGUCCAACGAAUCGCCGCCAAGACUCAGGCGGGCGACUUGGGACCGCAUAUCAAAUACGUACCCACCUCCUUCCAGGCCAAGAAGUUGAUCACCCAGCACGGGCUACCUUUGGGCUCGUUGGACGAAGGCCUGCGUCUAGAUGUGACCAUCGAUGGUUGCGAUGAGGCCGAUGAGGAGCUCACCCUCAUCAAGGGCGGAGGCGGCUGCUUGGCCCAAGAGAAAGUGGUGGCCCAUUUCUCGCGGGAGUUCGUGGUCAUUGCCGACUAUCGAAAGCGGAGUCCCCGCUUGGGCACGGCCUGGGCUUAUGUCCCCAUUGAAGUCCUACCGCUAGCCUAUGUGCCCGUCAAAAUGAUCAUUGAGGAGCGCUUGGGUGGCUCGGCCGUGUUGCGCAUGGCUCAGGCCAAGGCCGGUCCGGUGGUGACGGAUAACUCGAAUUUCAUUCUCGAUUGGCAUUUUCGGGAUUCCAAAGUCUUUGAGGGAGGACCCGAGACGACGGAUCGAGUCAAAUGGUCCUUGGUUAAUCAACAACUGCUGGCCAUUCCGGGUCUGGUGGAGACUGGUAUAUUCAUCAACAUGGCCCGCCAGGCCUAUUUCGGACAAGCCGACGGAUCCGUCCAAGAACUGGCCGCCAAACCGGUCUAAAAGAGCGUCUUUUUUAUCCUCGAAUGAGGAGAGCAUUUCUUUCAUAUUGAUGUUGCCGCUUGGCACAAGAAAGCAAAUUUAGUAUGAUCUAUCAAGCGAAAACAUGAAAAACGUAAUUCUACCGAAA